AUGGCGAUGAAGAACCAGAUAUCAGAUUACGAGAACAGUCUGUACAAGAAGCUCAAGAGUGGAAAGCUCGAGGUGAAACUCACAUACCGCACUUUCCUGUGUCCUUAUUGCCCCAAGAAGAAGGUCGGUCUGUAUAUCGACAUCCUUCAGCAUGCUUCUGGAGUUGGUAAUAGCAAUUCCAAGAAAAGAAGCGUCACUGAGAAGGCAAGCCACCGUGCUCUUGCCAAAUACCUCAAGAAAGAUCUCGCAGACUACGCUGCCAUAUCCAAACGCUCUAAAGGCCCAGCAUCGUCCACGCCUGCAGAAACCAGCGAGGCUCCGAUAGCUUAUAAUGAUGAUCAGUUCGAGAAACUCGUGUGGCCUUGGAAAGGCAUUUUGGUUAAUAUUCCCACGAGGAUGACACAAGAUGGUCUGUGCUGCACUGGGGAGAGUGGACCACGGCUUAAGGAUGAAUUGAUCAGAAGAGGAUUCAACCCAAUUAGAGUUCGUACCGUGUGGGACUGUUUCGGCCAUUCAGGAGCAGGAAUAGUGGAAUUCAACAGAGACUGGAAUGGGCUUCACGAUGCUUUGCUGUUCAAGAAGGCUUAUCAAGAAGAUGGUCAUGGGAAAAAAGAUUGGCUUUGUGGUGCUGCUGACUCGAGCCUUUAUGCGUGGCUUGCCAAUACUGAUGAUUACUAUAGAGCGAACUAUGUAGGAGAGUACUUGCGGAAGAUGGGUGACCUCAAAAGUAUUUCUAGGUUUGCAGAAGAAGAGGCCAGGAAAGACCAAAAGCUUCUGCAGCGUCUGAACCUAAUCUUUACAAACAAACAAUAUCGGUUGAAGAUGGUAGAGGAAAAAUAUUCAAAAACUUCAAUCAUACUUAAGUUUGAGACUGAAGAAAAAGAUAAGCUUCUCCAUAGUUACAAUGAAGAUCUGAGGGGAAGACAACAAAAAUCGGCUGAUCACUUCAAUAGGAUCUUUGCUGAUCAUGAAAAGCAAAAGGCGCAGCUUGAGUCUCAGAUGAAGCAACUUGAAAUUAGGGAAUUGGAGUUAGCAAAACGUGAGGCAGAGAAUGAAACGCAGAGGAUGAUGGUGGCAAAAGAGCUUGAACAGAUUGCCGCUAAAUACAGUUCCGUUCAGCUAGCUGCCUUGGAAGAACAAAAGGCCAGAGAGAAACUGAAAAAGUUGGCUGGAGAUCACAAGAUGCAAAAGGAAAAGCUUCAUGACAGAAUUGCUGCACUAGAACGACAGCUCGAUCAGAAACAAGAGCUUGAACUGGAGGUUGAACAACUGAAAGGACAGUUGAGCUUGAUGAGGCACAUGGAACUGGACGGUGGUAUCGAAAUUGUGAACAAGGUGGAAACGUUACUCAGAGAACUUAGUGAGAAGGAAGGAGAGCUUUCACACGUAAACAAAUUUAAUCAAGAACUUGUUGUUCGGGAGCGGAAGACCAAUGAUGAGCUUCAAGAAGCUCGAAGAGCACUGAUAAGCAAUUUGAGAGACAAGAGAUCGUAUAUCGGUGUAAGGAGAAUGGGGGAGCUUGACACGAAACCGUUCAUAGAAGCAAUGAGAAGAAAGUAUUGUAAAGAAGAUUUAGAGGAUUGGGCAGUUGAAGUUAUCCAGCUCUGGGAGGAAUACCUGAAGGACCCAGAUUGGCAUCCUUUCAAACGGAUAAAGCUUGAGACUGCAGAGACAGUAGUGAUAAAAAUAUGUUUCUCAAGUGUUAGCAGCAGAGGACCUGCAGAUUUGGAGAUGGACAAUCAGUCUGAGGACUAUUCGUUGAACCCAUUGUAG
Molecule: messenger RNA, 1773 nt
Organism: Thlaspi arvense
Lineage: Eukaryota; Viridiplantae; Streptophyta; Magnoliopsida; Brassicales; Brassicaceae
Source: the annotation of a GenBank genome assembly